Dama dama (fallow deer) is the source of this 2292-nucleotide messenger RNA. RefSeq names its product galactosidase beta 1 like 3 (gene GLB1L3). Gene Ontology annotation, biological process: carbohydrate metabolic process. The coding region runs from base 1 to 2292 and encodes 763 amino acids. The record is from RefSeq and is a predicted model, not a curated record. Gene Ontology annotation, cellular component: vacuole. Lineage: Eukaryota; Metazoa; Chordata; Mammalia; Artiodactyla; Cervidae. The transcript has 23 exons. Gene Ontology annotation, molecular function: beta-galactosidase activity.
AUGAGGCUGGCGGCGGGACAGCCCCGGCGGCCCCGCCCCAGUCUCUCCUGGAGAAGAGUCCUUUGCGUCCUUUUCCUGCCACUUGUCUCAUCGGGUUUUGCUCCUCCGGUGAAACAAAGAAAUAACUUUAUAUUCGAACACAGAAAGCUGCACCCGAACCCGCGCAGGUUUGACUGGUCGCACCUGACGCCCCGCCAGCUGAAGAACCGCUCGCGGGGGAUUCAGACUGAGGAGCGAGCCGGGCGGAACCCCUACUUCACGCUGGAGGGCCACGAGUUCCUCAUCCUCGGGGGCUCCGUCCACUACUUCCGAGUGCCCCGGGCCUCCUGGAGAGACCGGCUGCUCAAGCUGCGGGCCUGCGGCUUCAACACCGUCACCACCUACGUCCCGUGGAACCUCCACGAGCCGCAGAGAGGCACAUUCGACUUCUCUGGGAACCUGGACCUGGAGGCCUUCAUCCUGCUGGCGGAGGAGGUGGGGCUGUGGGUGAUCCUGCGUCCAGGCCCCUACAUCUGCAGCGAGAUGGACCUCGGGGGCCUGCCCAGCUGGUUACUGCAGGACCCCACGUUGCAGCUGAGGACCACCAACCGCAGCUUUGUGAACGCCGUGAACAAGUACUUCGACCAUCUGAUCCCCAGGGUGGCUCCGCUCCAGUACCGCAGGGGAGGCCCCAUCAUCGCGGUGCAGGUGGAGAACGAGUACGGCUCCUUCUACAAGGACAAGGCCUACAUGCCCUCCCUGCUGCGGGCUCUGCUGCAGAGGGGCAUUGGAGGGCUGCUCCUGACCGCAGACAGCACAGAGGAAGUGACAAGAGGACACACAAAUGGAGUGCUGGCCACCAUCAACAUGAAGGGGUUCAAGGUGGACUCAUUCAAGCAUCUGUACAAGCUGCAGAGCCACAAGCCCAUUGUGAUCAUGGAGUUCUGGGUCGGCUGGUUUGAUACGUGGGGAAACGACCACAAGGUGGUGGGUGUGAAUGAGGUUGAAAAGAGUGUGUCUGAAUUUAUCCGAUUUGGGAUCUCCUUCAAUGUGUACAUGUUCCACGGGGGAACCAACUUUGGUUUCAUGAACGGGGCCACGAGUUUUGAGAAGCACAGAGGUGUUACCACGAGCUACGACUAUGACGCGGUGCUGACAGAGGCUGGGGACUACACCAUGAAGUACUUCGCGCUCCGGAACCUCUUUGAAUCCAUCCUGGUCAGGCCCCUGCCCCCUCUUCCGAGUCCCACUCCCAAGACGGUGUACCCCUCCUUGAAGCUAUCUCACUACCUGCCGCUGUGGGAGGCCCUGCCUUACCUGCAGAGGCCAGUCACCUCUAACGUUCCACUCAACAUGGAGAACCUGCCCAUCAACAACGGCAACGGCCAGUCCUUCGGGUUCGCGCUUUAUGAGAUGACCGUCUGCUCCGGGGGCCGGCUCCAUGCCAACGCGCAGGACGAGGCUCAGGUAUUUUUGAAUGAGACAAGUUUAGGGAUUCUGACUGAUGUUUAUCGGGACAUAGACAUUCCUUCAAUCACGGAAUGUCAGCUUCUAAGGAUCCUGGUGGAGAAUCAAGGACGAGUCAAUUUUUCAUGGAAAAUUCAAAAUCAGCAGAAAGGAUUGAUCGGACCCGUUACUCUGGAUAAAAUUCCCCUGAGCAGGUUCACCAUCUAUUCUCUGGAACUGAAAAUGACAUUCUUCAAGAAGCUCCGCUCUGCACCCUGGAGGCCUCUCGGGGGCCCCUCCUCAAGCCCUGCCUUCCACCUGGGCACGCUGAUGGCUGGCUCUUCCCCGCAGGAUACCUUCCUCCAGUUGCCCGGCUGGAAGCACGGGUGUGUGUUCAUCAAUGGCCGUAACCUUGGGCGGUACUGGAAUAUUGGGCCUCAGGAAGCGCUUUACCUGCCUGGCUCCUGGCUCCAGCCUGGCACCAAUGAGAUCGUCCUGUUCGAGAAGGAGAAGAGCAGCUCAGAUAUCUACAGCACAGACACCCGCAGGCAGGCGCGCUGCUGUGCAUGGCCCCGCCUGCUCACCCUGGAGCUCGCCUUCCCCAGCCCUGGCCCACCCACGACACCCCCUCAGGACGUGGCUGCAGAGAUGCACCACAUCCAUUCUGCUUCGCACCACGGAGGGGAGCGCCUGCUCCCCACGCCCAGCCCCACCCUGGACCAGCCCCCCGGGAGGAGCCCCCUACUGCUCUGGCUCCCUGAGCUGCAGCAGGGGGCCCGGGCUGAGAUGAUGCUCACUUACUCCCAGGCGGUCCCCCUGUGCUCCCACCGGCUCACGGUUUCUUGGCUCCAGACUCUGGCAGCUUGA